This is a messenger RNA of Pseudozyma flocculosa PF-1, 1407 nucleotides long. RefSeq lists its product as uncharacterized. Bases 1 to 1407 code for a protein of 468 amino acids. The transcript has a single exon. The record is from RefSeq and is a predicted model, not a curated record. NCBI's taxonomy places the organism in Eukaryota, Fungi, Basidiomycota, Ustilaginomycetes, Ustilaginales, Ustilaginaceae.
AUGUCGAACAAGGCGAAGGGCACAUACACCGAACCUGACUCGGACUCGGACUCGGGCUCGGACUCGGACUCGGGCUCGGACUCGGACUCGGGUGGCAGCCACGCCUCGCGCCCGGCCUCGCCCACGACGCUCUUUGAAGAUAGCCUCUUUGCCCUCUUUGCCCACAACCAGCCCGCCCACGGCGACCCGGGCGACGUGCGGACCUUCACCCAUACCAACCUGCCCCCUCGCUACGUCCGGCUGCACCAGGACGACGACGACAACGCCGAGGGCGCAUCGGAGGCGCCUUCUUCGCCGCCAUCCGCCCAGGUACCCGCCCACGACGAUUCCUCCCUACAACGCCGCCGCCGUCGGCGGAGGGACACGACGAUACGGUACCGCCUUGCCCAAAACGACGGGGACAACACGAAGCUGUUCGCGCACCAUCAGUGGGACGCUGGUCUGUACAUGGCAGAGAUGAUUGCAGAGCAUUGCUGCGUCCACCCACCUACUUCCCUCGACCAUCCUGACGCUGCCACCACAACCGACGCCGGCAAGGGGCCGGGCACGGCGAUACUCGACGUCAGGGCAAAGACGGUCGUCGAGCUAGGUGCGGGAACCGGUCUGCCCAGCCUCGUCGCUGCGCUGAUGGGCGCCCGCCAGACGGUCAUCACCGACUACCCGGAUCCCAAGAUCCUCGAUAACUUGCGGGGGAACCUCGACCUCGCCCUCGGGUCCACCUCGACCUUGACCUCGUCCUCGUCCUCACCCACGACAAAGGAGGACGAGGGGCGAGGCAAGAGGAAGGUCGCUUCCGAAGCGUUCCGCACGGCCCGACGCACGACGACGGUAGAGGGCCUGUGCUGGGGCAAAGACGACGAGGAGACCGCCGUUCUCUCGCACCUCGAUCCCGGACGCGUCCCCGCCGUCUCUGGACAGCAACGACCGCGAUUCGACAUGAUCCUCGCUGCCGACGUACUCUGGGUCUCGUCGGCCCAUGCGCACCUCAUCCACUCGAUCCGGCGUCUCCUUGCCCGCCAUGCGGAGGCGCGGUGCAUCCUCAUCGCCGGAUUCCACACGGGUCGGCCGGCAGUGACGCGCUUCUUGCGUCUGCUCGCUCAGCCCGAUGCGACGUCCGACUGCGACGACGACGACGAUGACGAGGACAUGGCAAGGAGGGCAGGAAUCGUACCGGAUUGGGAGGCGGUGCACGGCGGGAUAUGGGAGAGGGGCGUGGGCGGUCGACAACGGCCCUGGAGCGGCGCGUGGAUCCCCACCAGGUCGCAGAUGCAUCCCCCCACCAGCCAGGCGGACACAGAGGACAGCAACGGCGACGAUCGGGCGCCCGCCGAGGAAGAGGAGAUGGGCGACGUGUCGGAACGCGCCGCUUGGGUCGUUGUCGCCUCGCUCCGCUGGGCCGACCUCUGA